AAUUCUUGUUUUUGAAAUCGAGAUAACGUGAAACAAGCUUUUCAACAUGGCGAUAUCCAUUGCUAUUGUUUUGCUAUAAAACUUAAGGAUAUUUUAAAAGUUAAACCAACACAGUGUAAUAAAGAAUGGAUCCUACAGGGGAAUCUGGGGAUGGACAUAUGCACCAAGGUGGCAAGCAAAUGAUGGCUCAAGAUGGCCCUGGGUCACAGAGGGAAGAUGAAUUGGCCUGGAAGGUUGCAAUGCAAAGACAGUUGUUGGAGCAACAGGAGCGUCAUAUGGGACUGAUGGAGCAGCAGCAGCUGGCGUUGUUGGAGGCUCAGAGAACAGAACAACAGCAGAGGAUGAUGGCUGGUCACCCAAUGGGCCCUACAGGAAUGUCAGCCGCUGCGCCCAUGAGGGGUGGAGCAGGCAGCAUGAUCUCCAGAGGUCUUGGAUCCAACCAUCCGGGCAUGAUGCAGUCCUCAGCGUCAUCCCAAAUGAUGGGUGGAGGUGGACCUCACAGCCAGCAGUCCAUGGCCUCAAGUGGGGGUGGAUCUAGUGGCCAGAUGAUGCAGGGACAGAUGGCCCAAGGUGGCCAGAUGAUGCAGGGACAGAUGGCCCAAGGUGGCCAGAUGAUGCAGGGACAGAUGGCACAAGGUGGCCAGAUGAUGCAGGGACAGAUGAACAACCAAAUGAUGCAAGGGCCACCUCACCUCAUGCAAAUGAACCACGGGGGGCCUCAGAUGAUGCAUGGUGGGCCCCAGAUGAUGCAUGGGCAUCCCCAGAUGUCACAAAGUGGAAUGCCACCUCAGAUGUCCCAGGGAGGUCCCCAUAUGAUGGGCCAGGGGGGCCCCAACCAAAUGUUGAUGUCUGAAUUAGAAGAGGAAGGAGAGGAGGAAGAAGAAGACGACCCUGAGCUGGAUGCUAAAGAUGCCAAAUCUAAUACCCAGCCAGCCAACCUGGGCCCUAAAGAGAUGCGCUUGCCCCAGGCCCUGGAGAAGAUGCUGGAGUUCAAAUCCCAGAGAGCCAGUGAGCUGGGUGUAGACUUGGACAGUAUUGACAACAAAGAGGCUGAUGAAAAUAAUGAGAAAAAUGAAGAUGAUGUAGAAGAGGAGGCUGAAGAUGAAGAAAAAGAUGGAGUGAUAGAGGAAGAAUAUGAUGAUGAGAUCAUAACCAAGGACCAGACAAAAGAAUCCAAGAACAAACGCAAGAAGAAAAAGAAGAAGAAGGCCAGGCGCAACAGAUUUGAACAGCAGAAGAAAAUGAAAAAGAAAGACAAAAAAAGCAAAGCCCCUGAUGUGAUUAUAGAGUAUGUCCAGGAGCAGCUUGAGCUUGACCCCACUGACCCCAGCUACCACACAUUUGCCAGAAUCUUUGAGGCAUUUAAGAUCACAGAACCUGAGAAACCCAAGGAAAUGAAAACAGAGGAAAAAGAGGAAAAGAAAGAAGAAGUCCCUAUUAAAGCUAAAGGUUUAAUUGAAGAUGAUGAUGACGAGGAGCCAGGUAAAAUAGAAGAAGAUGGGCCAAAAAUCUCAAAGAAAAAACUGAAGAAAUUAACUAGACUUACAGUAGCUCAACUUAAACAAUUGGUGAAUCGACCUGAUGUUGUAGAGAUGCAUGAUGUCACUGCCAGAGACCCCAGGUUGUUGGUACACUUAAAGGCUACAAGGAACUCAGUACCUGUCCCACGCCACUGGUGCUACAAAAGGAAAUACCUGCAGGGGAAAAGAGGUAUAGAGAAAACACCUUUUGAGCUGCCAGACUUUAUCAAAGCCACAGGGAUAGAGGAGAUGAGAGCUGCCCUCCAGGAGAAGGAGGAUCAGAAGACACUCAAGUCCAAAAUGCGAGAAAAAGUGCGACCAAAGAUGGGAAAGAUUGAUAUUGAUUACCAGAAGCUCCAUGAUGCAUUUUUCAGAUUUCAAACCAAACCCAAAAUGACAAUUCAUGGGGAUCUGUACUACGAGGCUAAAGAGUUUGAAACCAAACUGAGAGAGAAAAAGCCUGGGAACCUCAGUGAUGAUCUCAAAAUGGCCCUGGGAAUGCCAAUUGGAAAUAAUUCUGAGAAAGUUCCCCCACCUUGGCUGAUUGCCAUGCAGAGAUAUGGCCCUCCCCCCUCCUACCCCAACCUGAAAAUACCAGGUCUUAAUGCUCCCAUUCCAGAUGGCUGUAUGUUUGGUUAUCAUGCUGGAGGGUGGGGCAAGCCCCCAGUAGACGAACAUGGCAAACCUCUGUAUGGUGAUGUCUUUGGUACACAGAGCCUAGACUUUAAGAAUGAAGUAGAAGAAGAAGAAAUUGAUAAAACUCAGUGGGGAGAACUGGAGUCAGAGUCAGAAUCUGAAGAAGAGUCAGAGGAGGAGGAGGAAGAAGAUAAGGAUGAGUCAGGUCUCAUUACACCAGCUGAAGGGCUGAUGACACCUGGAGGUAUCACAUCUGUGCCACUUGGCAUGGAAACACCCGACCAGAUAGAGCUGAGGAAGAAAAGAAUUGAGGACGCCAUGGACCAGGGUGGGGACACACCAGCGCUGUACCAGGUCCUGCCUGAGAAAAAGACAACUGUGGGCGGGGCCAUGAUGGGCUCAGCUCAUGUCUACGACAUUUCUGCAGUGCAGAAAAAAGCAGGUGAUAAACCCUCCGCUGAAGCUGUAGAAGUGUCCUUGAACCCUGAGGAGCUGGACCUGGACACAGCAGCCAUGCAGGCCAAGUAUGAGCAGACGGUCAGGGAGCAACAGUCACAGCUAGAGAAGGAGGACCUGAGUGAUAUGGUGGCAGCACAUGCGGCUAAACAAAGGAAAAGAAAAAAAGCGCAGCAGGACACUAGUAAAGGAGCUAAAAAAUACAAGGACUUCAAAUUUUAAAGGAAUAACUUAGACCAACACAUUGAUUUUUGAAAAUGGUUUGAUUGUAAUUCUGGGCCUGAGGGCAAUCCUUGAUGCCAAUAGCACUGAGCCUGUGUUCUAGUAAUCUGUGUGCCCCUGAGGUUAAAUAUUGUUACCUUAUUGGUCAUUUGUUUUAACAAUGCUGGUCUUAUGCCAUGUUAAUGUAUCCAAAUUUCAUUUUGUCAUUAAAACUUUUUACUCAUA
Molecule: messenger RNA, 3059 nt
Organism: Physella acuta
Lineage: Eukaryota; Metazoa; Mollusca; Gastropoda; Physidae
Product: splicing factor 3B subunit 2
Cellular component (GO): nucleus; U12-type spliceosomal complex
Source: RefSeq, a predicted model, not a curated record